Molecule: messenger RNA, 369 nt
Organism: Mesorhabditis belari
Lineage: Eukaryota; Metazoa; Nematoda; Chromadorea; Rhabditida; Rhabditidae
Source: the annotation of a GenBank genome assembly
AUGAGCGGCCCACCGCCGGCUUACGAUGAGCACGAGAAAUAUGCGACGAGUCAACCCGAAUACAUGGCCACAUUUCAUUCAGUUCCGACGCCUGGUUCGCCUAGAACGACCCUUCGUCCACCAGGUCACGCUAUUUAUGAUCACUCGUGCUCCACACAUCCACCCACCCACAUCCGAAGUCAAUAUGAAUGCCACGGGACUCCCGUCUAUCAAUAUAGAAACACACUAAUAUCCCAACCACCAUAUCUAACAGCCGACCAGCUGAGGCGACGUCGACGCUUUAUUGUCGGUCUCAUUAUUCUUCUUCUCCUUUUACCGAUUCUCAUUUUCUUCAUCGUUAUGAUUGUAACUGUUUGGGGACGAAAAAGC